AUGGUACUUAUCUUAAUAGAGCUAUAAAUAGAAACCAAAUGUAAAUCAUCCAGAAAAUAAGUAAAGCUACAGCACAAAAAGAAUCUUUAAGAAGAGAUCUUUCCUGAAUCAUUUAAUGGAAACUGCUUUGCAUGCGUGACCAAUAAUUACACGUUUUGCAGUCCAUCAAGUGUUUGUUAAAUAAACUCUACUUGCGAUGUAAAUACAACUGAAGUUUUCACCUCAAAAUCAGGUUGUCCAGUCAAUAAUAGUUGCUCAGAUUUCGGUUUAAAUGGAGUAGGUUAUAUUGGGGAACCUAGUUUAAUGGGAGGAUUUUAAGUAAACGAUUCAAUGGUAAUUUAAGCACCUCCUAAUUAUCCUUGUGCUAUUGCUCUUUUUAACAGCAAAAAAGAAGAUCUUGAUGUAACAAUAACUGGAUUUGGGGUAAAGUCAUAUGCAACUAAGAUUUCACUGCCGUUUAAAAAGACUUCUUAUGGAUAGUUUAACGAUGAUUUUAGAAUACUUCCUUCUGAUGAUGUUGUUAUGUUUUAUGUUGGAUCAGUGACUGGGUAGAGUUCAUUUGGAGGAAUCAUAUGGACAAAGCAUUUUAAUGAAAAUUCAGGCGUUGAUAUAAAUCCUACAGUUCCAAAUAAACCUACAGGUUCAAGAUCAAUUUAUCUUAAAUUUCUCACAAGCUUCACAUUACUAAUAACAUUAUUCACUGCUUUAAAUCUUUGA
Molecule: messenger RNA, 717 nt
Organism: Stylonychia lemnae
Lineage: Eukaryota; Ciliophora; Spirotrichea; Sporadotrichida; Oxytrichidae
Source: the annotation of a GenBank genome assembly